AUGCGCAUCGGCCAGGUUAUCCAAGGAAACUACCAGGUGGUGGCCAAACUAGACUAUGGUACAACCUCGACGGUGUGGUUGUCCAGAGAUCUUAGAGACGACAAAUUCUGGGUUUUGAAAGUUCAUAUUAGUACCCUCAAGCACAACCAAGAAUUGCUAGUCUCCAAACAUUUGUCCGACGUCAAUUUUGAUCACGCAGGCAAGAAACAUGUACGACAAUUCCAACAGACAUUCAAACUGAAUGGCCCCCAUGGUGAACAUGAUGUUUUUGUCAUGCGUCCCCUAGGAAUGAGUCUCAGAACUCUACAAGAGUUGCAGAAAGACAAGGUAUUUCAGAAGGAUCUCGUCAUCGGUGCCCUCGAUCAAACAUUGUUGGGUUUGGACUAUCUGCACGACGCCAAUGUUAUCCAUACUGAUAUUCACUCGGAUAACCUUCUCAUUGCCCUAACCGACGACUCGAUUCUCUCCAAAGUGGAGGAUAAUGAGUUUCACCGGCCGUCAGCACGAAAGUGCGUUGACGACACCGUCAUCCACGUCUCUCAGUACAUGUUGGGGGCCGCUGGUGACCUUACAAUUUGCGAUCUCGGACAGGCGCGCAUCGGGGAGGUGUACCGCGGAAAUGCAAUGCCAGUGCCGUAUCGCGCUCCUGAAGUCAUUCUCGAUAUGACUUGGGAUAAUGCUGUAGAUAUCUGGAGUGUUGGGCUUUUGGCUUGGGAUCUCCUGCAUCAGGAAGGCCUCUUUCGCAUUUAUGACCAGUCUCAGGAGCUGAAUGAUGCUCAUCACCUAGCUGCCAUGACGGCACUUCUUGGGCCACCGCCGGAUAUUUUUCUCAGGAGAAGCGACGAGACGAGCAAGUCAUUGGCAUGGUCCCGUUCCCCUCCCACCUGA
Messenger RNA from Fusarium graminearum PH-1, 888 nucleotides. RefSeq lists its product as uncharacterized. The record is from RefSeq and is a predicted model, not a curated record. Gene Ontology annotation, molecular function: ATP binding; protein kinase activity. Gene Ontology annotation, biological process: spliceosomal complex assembly; protein phosphorylation; regulation of mRNA processing. The transcript is spliced from 5 exons. Lineage: Eukaryota; Fungi; Ascomycota; Sordariomycetes; Hypocreales; Nectriaceae. Bases 1 to 888 code for a protein of 295 amino acids.